Drosophila innubila is the source of this 1838-nucleotide messenger RNA. RefSeq names its product sodium- and chloride-dependent glycine transporter 1. Bases 16 to 1806 code for a protein of 596 amino acids. The record is from RefSeq and is a predicted model, not a curated record. The transcript is spliced from 9 exons. Gene Ontology annotation, biological process: sodium ion transmembrane transport. Gene Ontology annotation, molecular function: glycine transmembrane transporter activity. Gene Ontology annotation, cellular component: membrane. NCBI's taxonomy places the organism in Eukaryota, Metazoa, Arthropoda, Insecta, Diptera, Drosophilidae.
AAUUGAACAGUUGAAAUGCAAGCAGAGAACUCACCGAAUGCUAGAACACAAGCAACACCGCCACCGCGACCGCGUCGCAGAGAGAAGAGAAUUCUACGGGAUGAGAAUCGUGGACAAUGGACCUCGAAAACUCAAUUUAUACUCUCUCUCAUUGGGUAUGCCAUUGGCAUUGGCAACGUUUGGCGUUUUCCCUAUCUCUGUUACCGCAGCGGCGGCGGUGCCUUCCUGGUUCCGUAUAUGUUGAUGGUAAUAUUAUGUGGAAUACCUCUAUUCUAUUUGGAGGUGCUGCUUGGUCAAUUCUCCAGCACAGGAUGCACGGGCAUGUUUCGAUUGGUUCCCAUUCUUAAGGGCACCGGUUACUGUAUGGUUAUUGUCAAUAUGUAUUGCGUUUGCUAUUAUUCUGUUAUCAUCUCCUACCCAAUACGUAUGAUAUAUUAUUGCUUUUGGAAGAGCGUACCCUGGGUGGGUUGUGAUCAUUCCUGGAACUCGCCCAAUUGUACAUCCGUUAGCAAUCUGCAAUAUGUCGAGGGGGAAAAGUUGACGACAUCGUCGGAUGAAUUCUUUCAUCUUGAAGUGCUACGCAUCUCGAGCAGCAUUGCGGAUCUGGGGGGCAUGGUGUGGGAGCAACUGAUUAGUCUGUUUAUAACAUGGAUCAUCAUUUAUCUCUGUGUGGCAAAAGGCAUUGAAUCGGUCGGCAAGGUGGUCUAUUUCACGGCUCCGUUUCCGUAUUUGCUGUUAACCAUUUUGUUCUUUCGAGGAGUCACUUUACCAGGAGCGGGAACUGGCAUUAAAUUCUUUAUAUAUCCGGAAUGGCAUCGUCUGCUCGACCUGAAGGUUUGGGCGGAUGCGGCUAUUCAAAUGUUUUUUGGCCUUGGUCCUGGAUGGGGAGGCAUCAUCAACAUGGCCAGUUUCAAUACCUUUCGUAACAAAGCCAAAUUUGAUUCAAUACUCGUCGUAUCUGUUAAUGUUUUUACAAGUCUCUAUGCUGGAUUUGUGGUCUUCUCAGUGCUGGGUUUUCUAUCGCAUCAAUCAGGUAUUCCCGUGGCUACAGUUGCCACAUCGGGGGCAGGCCUCGCUUUUGUUACUUAUCCACAGGCAAUUGCAUUGUUGCCUCUGCCACAACUUUGGGGACUCAUGUUCUUCAUCAUGUUAUUCAUCUUGGGCAUUGACAGUGUGUUUGUGCAAUUGGAGUGUAUCACUAACGCAGUACUAGAUGAGGUGGCAUACCUGCGAGAUCAUAAAUGGAAAGUAACCUUAGUUCUAUGCAUUACCUUCUUUUUCCUAUCGAGCAUUAUGUGCACCAAUGCUGGCAUGUAUAUAUUGCAAUUAUUCGACUGGUAUUCCUCGGCUAUAGCAAUCAUUGUUGUCUGCCUGGUUGAGAUUAUUAUGGUGGCCUAUAUCUAUGGAGUCGAUAACUUUAUGACCGACGUAGAGUUCAUGUUAGGCCGACGUCCUUCGCUAUUUUGGAAAAUAUCCUGGAAGUAUAUAGUGCCUUUGGUUUUAAUCUUUGUUCUAUUUACGAGCAUUGUAUUCAUACGAACAAUUACUUAUAAUGGCAUUGCCUACCCAGAUUGGGCAGUUAUGAUCGGUUGGCUAAGUUUUGUAUCAUCCGUUAUGUUUAUUCCGCUUUAUAUUUUUUACAUUAUGAUACGUAAACGAGACACGAUGUGUGACAGUCUGAAGAAACGUUUAAAGCCUCUCGACUGGACUCCAGCCGACCCAAAUGAUCGCGCCGAAUACGAGGAAUUCAGAAGACAGCGAAAAAUGCCCGCAUUCAUGUCAGAUACAGAACCAGAAACCAAAUAACUUAUUUUUAAUGCAAUCUCUUUUAUUAUAAA